GUCCAUUGGGGGUGCGAGUGGAGUCUGUGUGCGACAUGGUGACUCUGACUCUGUCUUUGCUCUGUCUCUGUGUGUCUCUGGCUCACGGGAGUAUUCCAGUGAGCCUCGAUGGAGCCAUCAGUGGCCGGUCCGGUAACAUGGUGGCAGAUGACCGGGUCGCCAUCAAUGAAGUGUGCGGUCUGCCGGCCAGCCUGAGUCGCCGAGUGGUGGGUGGUGAGGAGGCUGUGCGCGGCUCGUGGCCCUGGCAGGCGGGCCUCGUCACCAAGACCGGCACCCGGUACGCCCUGUACUGCGGCGGCACACUCAUCAGCAGUCGACUGGUGGUCACCGCUGCGCACUGCACCAACAUGUUUCUGCAGGGAAUGGCCCGACCCCGUGCCCUGCGCGCCGCCGAAGUACGCGUCCUCCUCGGUGCACAUAAUGUCACCGACCCGAGUGACGGAUUCUGGGUGCACGACGUGGCCGAGAUCCACCGGCACCCGCGCUUCGACUAUGCCACCAUCGACAACGACAUCGCGCUGCUGCGCCUGGAGGAACCGGUCGAGUUCGGACCGCGAGUCAGUCCCGCCUGUCUGCCCGACAAAGAGACGGUCUACACGGGCCGCUGGGCCACGGUGACCGGCUGGGGCUCCACCGCCUACCAGGGCCGACCCAGCGCCGUGCUGCGCGAGGUCCACGUGCCGCUCAUGUCCAGCGCUCAGUGCAGGCGCACUACAUACGGCAGCAUCAUCACCCGCAACAUGAUCUGCGCGGGCCUGCCGGCCGGCGGACGCGACUCCUGUCAGGGCGACUCGGGCGGCCCGCUGGUCGUUCGCCACGCCCACCGCUGGCGGCUGGUGGGCGUGGUCAGUUUCGGCUUCCAGUGCGCCACCGCCGGCUACCCGGGCGUCUACACGCGCGUCCAGAACUACGUCGACUGGAUCAACUGGCACGUCGACAACGAGAUCCGCGGCUGACCAGCCACUGACUCCCCUGUGUUCAAAGGAAUAUCCCGUGACGGGUUGUAUGUACUUGCCGAACUUAUUUCCUCUUAUGAAAGGAUUCAAUUUAAAGA
This is a messenger RNA of Amphibalanus amphitrite, 1054 nucleotides long. Its product is annotated as trypsin-1-like. Gene Ontology annotation, molecular function: serine-type endopeptidase activity. The transcript is spliced from 5 exons. The record is from RefSeq and is a predicted model, not a curated record. The coding region runs from base 36 to 956 and encodes 306 amino acids. Gene Ontology annotation, biological process: proteolysis. Lineage: Eukaryota; Metazoa; Arthropoda; Thecostraca; Balanomorpha; Balanidae.